AUGGAUUCCGCUCAGUCUUCGAGCUCUAUGAGCCUCGUGGUACAUGAGAAACUAGAGUUGGCCAAACAUGACGAGGACGCGACGAGACUCAGAGAUACCAACACAAAAGCGACCCAAUUAUUGGGCGACAUCCAGACAGCACUUGCCGGCAUUACCGGCUUGAAGCGUGCUCAAAACUGGAGCAAGUCGAUUGAGAAGCUCCGGGCCGAGUACAAAAUGCCGCGCUUCGUCAUCGGCGUUCUGGGCGAUACCGGCUCAGGCAAGAGUUCACUCAUCAACGCUGUUCUGGAUGAAGAGAGAGUUGUUCCGACCAACUGCAUGCGAGCCUGUACCGCAGUAAUCACUGAAAUCUCAUGGAACACCAACGAAGAUCCCGCAAAGAGAUAUCGCGCGGAAAUCGAGUUCAUUACCCAAGCAGAGUGGACGACUGAGGUUAUUGCUCUUCACCGCGACAUUCUGGACCUGAACGGCAAUCUUUCUCCGGACAUCAGAAACAUCGAUAGCGACGCCGGCAUUGCGUACGCUGUCUUGAGAGCAGUUUACCCAAAGCAUACCGACCAGCAGUUCAGAGAGACUGACCCCUUUGUGCUUGCGAAUUUCGUCAAGGUGCGGGAGGUAAUCGGAAAGACGCAGGUUGUUGAAGAGGCAGAGUGUGGCUCGUUCUAUUCGAAGAUCCAGUCAUUCGUGGAUUCGGAAGAGAAGCACAGCAAGAACGCCGCAGAAUCUGCCAACAAGGCGCCUCACGAACAGACAAUGGCAUUCUGGCCCCUCAUCAAAGUUGUCCGUGUCUUUCUGAAGUCAGAAGUUUUGUCCAGUGGCGUUGUACUUGUGGACCUGGUGCGUUGUCUAAGAAGGUUAUUCUUUCGGGUUCAGUUGCUAACAUCUGCCAAGCCCGGAGGUCGCGACUCCAAUGCUACUCGAGCAGCCGUUGCCGCGAAGUAUGUCAAGGAGUGCUCGAGACUCUGGGUGGUUGCACCCAUCACCCGUGCUGUGGACGACAAGACGGCCAAGACUCUUCUUGGAGACCAUUUCAAGCAGCAGCUCAAGUACGACGGUGCUUACAACAACAUCACCUUCAUCUGCACCAAGGCGGACGACAUUUCUCUCGACGAGGCAGCGCCGAGCCUUGGCAUUGAGAUACUCAUUGCAAAGGAGCAAGAGCGGAAGACUCAAACGGAGAAAGAGAUCGGGGGAAAAAAGGAGGCAGUCACCGCUCUGGAGCCUCAGAUUUCGAGCCUGCAGGAGACAUUGAACAACAUCAGCAGAGACAACAAGGAAUGGCAAGGACUUCGCAAGCUGGUCAGCCAGGGACUCAGAGUGGUUGCACCCACGACAUCCCCACAGAAGCGGAAGCAUUCCCAACCUCGGACUGCGGAAGAAUCUGUCUCGGCCAAAAAGGUGAAGAAAGAAUUCGAGUCUAGUGACGCAGAUGACACCAGCGAUGAAUCGGACCUUGACGACAAUGAUGACGCCGACGAUGAUCAGCCUGUACCUCUGACUCUUGAGGUUACACGAGAGAAGUUGGAUGAGCUCAAGGCGACUAAAAAAGCUGUGAAGGAAGAGAAGAAGAUCAUGGUUGGACGCAUGUCGCAGCUCAAGGAGGAAAUCAAAAACCUCAGAAAGCAGCGCUCAGACAUCAAGACCAAUAUGCACAGGGAGUGCAUCCAAGGACGCAACAUGUACUCCCGAGAAGCCAUCAAGCAGGACUUCGCAUUUGGUCUCAAGGAGUUUGACGAGGAACUGCUUGCGGAGCAGCAGCAGGAUGGCCCGCAACAGGCCCAAGGUGAGACUGACUAUGAGCAGAUCGGAAACAACCUUCCCGUCUUCUGUAUCAGCAGUCGCGGCUAUCAGCAACUGAGAGAUCGCAUGAAGAAGGACCAAAAGGUUGUUGGAUUCACGUCACUCGAGGACACAGAGAUUCCGGGCCUUCGCCAUCACACCCUGGAGUUGGCCGCGGCCAUUCAAGCCAGUCACUUCCGGCACCAUCUCAGCGAAAUAUGUCGUCUCCUUAGCGCCUUGGACCUCUUUGUUGCUGGAGGUGCUGCCAACCUCAAGCUUUCUGACAAGGAGAAGAAGCAGGAAACGGAAAACCUCGAGAAGUCACUAGCUAAGCUAGGAGCGGCACUUGUUGAGGUCAUCACUCGAUGCAUGACGGAGUGCAAUGUGAUUGUGAAGAAGAGAAUCCUCAAGAAAACUGGCACGGGCGCCUCCAAUGCGUCGGAAAAAGCCACGUCUACCGCCGAGGGCUGGGGUGCCAAGCACGAUGCUGGUGGUCUUCGCUACAUGACCUACAAGGCGACCUGUCGCCGUUUAGGGGUCUUCAAGGGCGCAGCUGGACCUCAAUUGCUUAAGCCUCUCAAGCACCACACCGCUCAUGCGUGGGACUCCGCAUUCCGUCUGCAGCUUCCCGAGAAGCUGAAGACCUUGGCAACGUCCAUGAAGCAUCUCAUCGAUGCCUUCCACGAGCAAAUGAAAGACCGCCGUUUUCUCGUCCAGAACAACGACAUCGUCAAAGACAUCAUCGUGAAGCUCUUGGCUGCUCAGAAGGAGAAUCUCGUCCACAUUGGCAAUGAGCAGCAGAGAAUGUUACAGGAGAGUGGAAAACAUGCAAACCGAUUGUUUGGGCCCGCCAUCCAGACGUCUAUGUUGCCGGCCUUGAGUCGACGGUCAAGGAUGAUACCAAUAACGUAA
Messenger RNA from Colletotrichum destructivum, 2691 nucleotides. Its product is annotated as Putative P-loop containing nucleoside triphosphate hydrolase, dynamin. NCBI's taxonomy places the organism in Eukaryota, Fungi, Ascomycota, Sordariomycetes, Glomerellales, Glomerellaceae. The record is from RefSeq and is a predicted model, not a curated record. Bases 1 to 2691 code for a protein of 896 amino acids. The transcript has 5 exons.